Messenger RNA from Notechis scutatus (mainland tiger snake), 1460 nucleotides. It is a transcript of the gene CKB, whose product is annotated as creatine kinase B. Gene Ontology annotation, biological process: phosphocreatine biosynthetic process. NCBI's taxonomy places the organism in Eukaryota, Metazoa, Chordata, Lepidosauria, Squamata, Elapidae. Gene Ontology annotation, molecular function: creatine kinase activity. The record is from RefSeq and is a predicted model, not a curated record.
GGAAAGGCUUCAUUUCAGGCAGGUCUUUCUGGCGGAGCUUUUCCUUUCGCAGUUUCCUCCGAAAGUCUCUAGCUCCUUUCAGACAGGCCAGUUAUGCCGUUUUCAAACAGCCACAAUCUUUGCAAGAUGAAUUACUGCGCGGAAGAUGAAUACCCAGAUCUAAGUCUCCAUAACAAUCACAUGGCUUCAAUUCUGACCUUGGAGUUAUAUUCAAAGCUGAAGGAUAAACAGACUUCUAGUGGAUUUACUGUGGAUGAUUGUAUUCAGACAGGGGUUGACAAUCCAGGCCAUCCCUAUAUUAAGACAGUGGGAUGCGUAGCUGGUGAUGAGGACUCGUAUGUCACAUUCUGUGACCUCUUUGACCCAGUUAUUGAAGAUCGACACGGAGGCUACAAACCUACGGAUCAACAUAAGACUGACUUGAAUCCUGAUAACCUGAAGGGUGGCGAUGAUUUGGACCCCAACUAUGUUCUGAGUUCACGUGUCCGAACUGGUAGGAGCAUCCGUGGCUUCUGUCUGCCGCCCCACUGUAGCAGAGGCGAGAGACGUGCAAUUGAAAAACUUUCUGUGGAAGCUUUGGCCAGCCUGGAAGGGGAUUUCAGCGGGAAGUAUUAUGCUUUGAAGAAUUUGACAGAUGCCGAACAACAACAGCUCAUUGAUGAUCACUUCCUUUUCGAUAAACCCGUUUCCCCUUUGCUCUUGGCUUCUGGAAUGGCCCGUGACUGGCCUGAUGGAAGGGGCAUCUGGCAUAAUGACAAUAAGACUUUCCUUGUGUGGAUCAAUGAGGAAGAUCACCUUAGAAUUAUUUCCAUGCAAAAAGGUGGAAAUAUGAAAGAGGUUUUCGCUCGCUUCUGUUCUGGGCUAACACAGCUUGAAUCACUCUUCAAAGCUCAAAACUAUGAAUAUAUGUGGAAUUCCCAUCUGGGAUACAUCUUGACUUGCCCAUCCAACCUUGGCACAGGUCUUCGGGGGGGAGUUCAUGUUAAAUUGCCGAAUCUUAGCAAACAUGAGAAAUUUGGAGAUAUCCUCAAGAGGCUGAGGCUGCAGAAACGUGGUACAGGUGGUGUGGACACAGCAGCUGUGGGGGGAGUAUUUGAUAUCUCCAACGCUGACCGUCUGGGAUUCUCUGAAGUAGAGCUGGUGCAGAUGGUAGUGGAUGGAGUAAAGCUGCUGAUUGAAAUGGAGAAACGCCUUGAAAAGGGCCAGUGCAUUAAUAAUAUGAUCCCAGCUCAGAAAUGAAAAGCACUUUAAUGUUCUAGCUCCUCAUGCUUCUUCCUAACUUAUUGGAUGAAUUAUACACACAAAAUAAAAUGACACUCCGAUCAAAAUCAUGGAGUCAAAAGAGAUUUACCCACUUAGUAACAUUGUAGAAAGUCUUCCAUCCACAUGUGUUAGAGUUUAUUUUUUUGAUGGCUGAAAUAUCACCGAGAAACUGAAAUAAAACAUCAUUUGCCCUGAAA